Scaptodrosophila lebanonensis is the source of this 2827-nucleotide messenger RNA. RefSeq names its product glutenin, high molecular weight subunit PW212. Bases 379 to 2718 code for a protein of 779 amino acids. The transcript has 13 exons. Lineage: Eukaryota; Metazoa; Arthropoda; Insecta; Diptera; Drosophilidae. The record is from RefSeq and is a predicted model, not a curated record.
UUAAAUUUUCAAAUUUGUAUAAAAUGUUAAUUUAAGUUUGUAAAGGUUAGAGCAAAAGUAUUUUGCAUUUAACCUUUUCAAACGCUUUCGUUCGCUUUUGGCAAUUUGCAAAUCUGGAACUCUUAUUUAAUUAUUUUUGAACAACAAAACAAACUGGUAAAUCCUCAAAACUGUAUACUGAAAAAAUAAAUUGUAUACGCAUGUUUCGAUAGAAAUUCUGUGCUGCUGCCUGAUGAGUUGAUAGCUGCGGUUGGUAGAUUUUUAAACCACCAGGAGGAACAGAGUGCCGCUUCGGCGGCCCAAAUCUGUGCCGACUAUUUUGAUACCGAAGACCAGGAGGAAAACGGCGACAACGACGACGCCCUAGACUGUAUCGAAAUGGCGGCGCGGCGUGACUCGGCAUCACUUGCCAGUCGUGCCACUAUGCGCCGCAGCUUACAAUCUAAUCAACCAUCGCAUUGCGUACAGAAUGCAACACCAAUGUUUACGCCUUGCUGCAGCAUGAACAGCAGCUCAGCUACGGGCAGUGGCAUGCCACCCAACACAGGUAGUCCAAUGCAGCAACAACAGCAGCAGCAGAAUACAACCCUACAGGGAAAUCCGCAGAACUCCAAUCGAAGUUUAAACCGAUCUCAAAGCGCCCCCUCCACGACUGUCAAACGCGAUUGUCAACGCGGUUACGAUGCCUUUUGUUCCGAGCAACAGAAGCGUCCACAAAAUUUUUUUGGCUUGGAAAAGUCUCCUACGUUUCCGAACGCACAAAGCCCGCAGCAGCAAGAGCCUUUAGAUAAAACACCCUGCACUGACACUUUAACAGGACAGCGGAGUUCCUUUCAAAUGUCAGGCAGAGAAAUAGAGGCCUGUCGUGAUGUAAAUACUGACUAUAACUGCAGCGAUAUGGGUAUGGGCUACGAGACUUUUCAAGCCCAACAGAGAAAGCAACAGCAACAACAACAACAAUGUGGUUUGCAAAACAGGGACGGUACUUUUACAGAUUUUGCGCCUAAUCUGAACAGCACAAGGGUAGAGUCUCAGCAAAAUCAGGACCCCAGGUGUAGUGCAAGUCCAUCCUUUGCCCGACAACCUCCGAAUAACGCUCCUUGUGCUAGCGGAACACAGCCAACAAUGCAACGUAGCCCCAAUCGCCCAAAUUUUGGGCCCCAGCCAGGAUCCUAUGGAAAAUCAGAAUAUGAGCAAUCGCCUCAAUUCCCGCAGUUCACACAACCAUGCUGUAAGGACCAUCAUCAGUCAGAAUAUGGACAGCAGUCAGGCUAUGGACAGCAAUCAGGAGGCUACAGGCAACAGCCUUGCACGCAGCCAUGCUGUAAGGAUCACAUGCAGCCAGACAAUGGGCAGCGUGCGACACCACAGUCCUGCACACAACCAUGUUGUAGGGAUCACAAUCAGCAAAGCUAUAGAAAGCAAGCACAGUUGGCACCUUGCACACAACCAUGCUGUACGGACCAUCAACAGUCGGGUAAUAGUCAUGGACAGGGGAACUUUGGACAGUACUCCACAAUGGACGAAACCAGCUAUAUGGAACUGCCAUCGCCUCCACGACCAUCAUGUCUGCGCCAAAAUACGCAACAACAAGCUGGCUCAUCCAAUCAGGUGCAAGUAUCUUUUCGUGACCAACCAUCAUUGGUGCAGCUCGAGACACCGGGUUGCCAAGAGCCGCAAAAUACCACAAUGAGUCCACCCCAGCAUCGAUUGAGAGCCCCGAUGAAUCAAUCAAUGUACCAGAUGCGUCAACAAACUCCAUGCCCGGCGGUACAUCAGCAACAUAUGACGGGUACGAAUCAAAGCAUCGGGGCAGGAAUGAGAUGUCAGGGGCCACGCUUUCCACCACCCGCAAACCAAAUGGGCAUGUAUGCGGGUCCACCGAACACGUCAAUGAAUCAGAUGAGCUUGAAUCAAUCAUCGUUUAAUUGCCAGCAACAACCUCCAGCAGCGCCACCGAUUAGUAGCAGCGCACCUCGGUGUCCAGCACCCAUUGACUUGUCGAGCUCUUUAGCCACAAUAGCUACACUAAAUAAAAAUUCAAACUACGCUGGCACUUGUCCUACGCCGACUAGUGGAGGUCGUUCCAUACCUUUAGUGUUUCCGGAUGACAUGACGCCGGAGGAUCGUUUUUUGUUUCGUACUAAGGCGCUAUUCUUUGAAACGCUAGUCAAGGACCAAUACUGUCCGGGUGUCAUACAGGAAACGUUGAAUGGACGCGAGGAUUUCAACAAUUACGCCUUUGAGAUUGCCUUUGCAGGUAUUGUACCUGACAAGCUAGGCCCCAUCGAUCCCAUAACCAUGCUGGAAGCAAUCCAACUGCGCAUCGACUACGAGCGCUCAGAGAUACGAAAAAAAUUAUCCACUUCUACGACAAGUCGGACCACCUUUAUAAAUGUUAGUAGUACUUCAAGGGGUUCAAAUCGGAACCAACGACGUUCUUCGCGUAAUGAGCCGCGUCGGCAGUCAUCGAUGAUUUUAACCCAAUCGGGUGCCCAGACCGAGGACAUUGACAAACAUUUCGGGUCCAAAAACAAGUCUGAGGUCAACUCGGCCAUUGCAGCAUUUCUCAAAGCCGAAAAUGAAUACCGCAGCUCAAAUGUGGAUGCGCAUCAGGACUUUGAGGCUAAUGUGAACUCUUUGGAAACCAAUCUAUUUGGUUCGCCAAUAAAGUUUAACGCAUACACUGCGACCACAACGCCAAUUGAUAACAGAUAGAUGAUACGAUUGUGCCCAUGCAAUGCAUAUAGUUGGAUACUGUUAGGAAUGAUUGGAAUUUUGUGUUUUUCAGUGCAAAAAUAAUAAAUAAGUGUUAUAUUAAUGUUAA